This is a messenger RNA of Aphanomyces invadans, 1957 nucleotides long. RefSeq names its product leukotriene A-4 hydrolase/aminopeptidase. Lineage: Eukaryota; Oomycota; Saprolegniomycetes; Saprolegniales; Verrucalvaceae. The record is from RefSeq and is a predicted model, not a curated record. Gene Ontology annotation, cellular component: cytosol. The transcript has a single exon. Gene Ontology annotation, molecular function: zinc ion binding; metallopeptidase activity. Bases 64 to 1770 code for a protein of 568 amino acids. Gene Ontology annotation, biological process: proteolysis.
CUCGCUGCCGACUUUGAACGAUGUGCUCUGCACGGCCACGUGGACCUGACCGCAUCGCUUGUCAUGCCCACGUCGACGAUUGUGUUGGACUCGAAGGCGCUUCUCGUCCACCGUGCGACUGUCGAUGGUGCCGAUGUGGCGUUCUAUCAUGUCGAAGACGCUGUCUUUGGCACGGCCUUGCACGUGGCUCUUCCGGAGAACUUGGCACUUGGAGCGUCAUUCACGACUCGCAUCUACUACGAGACGACGCCCGACAGCUCUGCCGUACAGUGGUUGCCCAAGGAGCAAACGGCAGACAAAACCCACCCGUACUUGUUCACGCAAUGCCAAGCCAUCCACGCGCGAUCCCUUGUUCCUUGCCAGGAUUGCCCGCUGGCGAGCUCCACGUACAGUGCCGCGAUUACUGUGCCAUCUUGGGCAACUUGUUUGAUGAGUGCUGUGGCGACGGCGGACCCGUUGUCGAACGAUACCGCGGCCACCAAGACGUUUACGUACCACCAGGCUAUCGCCAUCCCGUCGUAUUUGAUUGCUAUCGUGAUUGGUGCUCUGGAGAGCCGUGAAAUCGGCCCGCGCAGCCGCGUCUGGUGCGAGCCCAGUUUGGUAGAUGCAGCUGCGUUCGAGUUUGCACAGACUGAAUCGUUCAUCCAGCACGCCGAAGCCAUCAUGAACCAGGAGUACGUGUGGGGGCGUUACGACCUCGUGUGCCUCCCGCCGUCGUUUCCGCUAGGUGGGAUGGAGAACCCGUGCUUGACAUUUGCGACGCCAACGCUGUUGGCCGGCGACCAGUCGCUCGCGGACGUGAUCGCGCACGAAAUUGCCCACAGCUGGACUGGCAACUUGAUCACGAACCACACAUGGGAAGACUUUUGGCUGAACGAGGGGUGGACGAUGUGGCUCCAGCGCAAAAUCAUGGCGCGCAUCCACUCGCCGCUGCACUUUGACUUUGAUGCGAGCAUCGGGUGGAACGAUCUCCAGGACUCGAUUGACAUGUACGGCGCCGACCACGAGUUCACCAAGCUCGUCCCGACAUUGGACGGAUGCGACCCGGAUGACGCGUUCUCGAGCGUGCCGUACGAGAAGGGCUUCAAUUUUCUGUACUUCUUGUCCAAGUUGGUCGGUGAUAGCGAGUUUGAAAAGUUUGCGCAAGCGUACGUCCAGCAUUUCAAGUACAAGACUGUGACAAGCGCCGACUUCAAGGCAUUCUUCAUCCAGCACUUCACCCCAACCAAGUCCGCGGAACUCGCGACCGUCGAUUGGGAGUUGUGGUACUAUGCGCCAGGCAUGCCUCUGCGGCCGGCCUUCGACACAACGAUCAGUGCUGCGUCGGCCAUGCUCGCGGAUAAAUGGCUCCACGCGACGAAGGAAGGCAUUGCGGCUGGCCAGCACAGCGCAUCGGAUGUGGCAGGAUGGACGUCGUCGCAGCUGGUCGCCAUGCUCGACACGCUCCUCGAAGCUUGUGCUGCUCGACAACAGUACUUGGACGUGGCGGUCCUGCACACGCUCGGGGACGUGUACGGUCUGCUGUCGACCCAGAACGCCGAGAUUCGCAUGCGGUUCCAUACGCUGUGCGUGCGAUCGGAAGCUGCAUUCAUCUUGCCCCACGUGGAAGCAUUUUUGAAAGAGCAAGGCCGGAUGAAGUAUGUCCGACCGUUGUUUCGAGACUUGAACAAGUCCAAGUGUGGUCAUGCCGCCGCUCGCCGCAUCUUUGCAGAAUGGAAAGGAUUUUACCACCCAAUCUGCCGCUCGAUGGUUGAAAAGGACCUGGCGUAAACACCUCUCGCCCUGAAGAACAUGCCGACAUAUCGCCAGGAAUAGAACUGGAUUCGUCAUCAACUCCACCAGACAAUUGCAGUGUCGUGGAGCUAUUGCCCCUGGCUGGCAUGCCUUUCAAGCAACUGCUCGCAAUACAAAUUGAGCUUGUCGACGUUCAUGUUCAAAUGUAAACGUCUGUAUUCCU